AUGGCUGACAGCAGGUCGACCACUCCGGAGAUCACGUGGAGACGUGUCACGGCCUGGGAGCAAACCGGGACGUUCAAUUUCGAGGUGACCGAUUACCUGCGGCUGGCUGGCAUGGGUGUCGGCGAGUACGUUAGUUGGCCCGACGUCGAAGUCGGCGGGUCCAAGUGGAAGAUCAAAUUCUACCCAGACGGGGUCGACGAGGACUGUGACGGCCACGCCUCAGCGUUUGUGCGCUGGUACAGCCAAGAAGGCAUGGAUCCCAAUCCCGAUCCGGAGGUGAUCGCCAAGUUCACGCUGAGCAUCCUAGAUAAAAGGAGCCAGGUAAACCUAGACAGCUGCGGUCCCGCGAAGCUCCUCUUCUCGCCGUUAGAUUACCAGGAAUGGGGCUGCCGCGACUUUGUGGAAAGGUCCAAGCUGGAAGAGCUGUCGCAACUCGGGGACGGCUGCUUCACGAUACGGUGUGUCCUCGCCGUGGUCACCGACGGGCCACCACCGCCUCCGGAGCUGCCCAGCCAACUCUUCAGCCAACUCGAGAGCAUGCUCGACGACGGGACAGGCGCCGACGUCACGUUCCGCGUGGGCAGACGCAAGUUCCGCGGCCACAGGUGUUUUCUGGCCGCGCGGUCGCCGGUCUUCAGAGCUCAAUUCUAUGGCCCCAUGGCGAGGAAGGACAAGCCGCGCGUCAAGGUCAUCGACGUGGAGCCGGCCAUCUUCGAGAUGAUGCUGCACUACAUCUAUACAGACUCGCUGCCGCCGCCCUCCGACGCCGAUGACCAAGGAGGCUACGGCGUCGCGGCAGACAUGUACGAUCUGGAGAGGCUCAAGCUCAUGUGUGCAGAUGAGCUGUGCAAAACUAUGGAUGCAGCGACCGUUAUGAGCACCUACGCGCUGGCGAAUCAGCACCACUGCAAUCGACUCAAGGAUUCGUGCGUGGAAUCUAUGUCGUCAAAACAAGUGUUGGCAGCCAUCCUCGAGACCAAUGAGCACUUCAUGACAAGAUGCCGACCACUGCCAUUAUCGGACGGGGGUCAUGAUGAAGAGGAACAAGUUGAUCAAAGGAAGAGAUUCAAAAGAGCUCGUACGAAAUAUAUGUUGGGUUUGUUUUCUGCAUGCAUAAAGAAAAUUCUGAACCAUAGCAAAGUGCCUCAAUCGUUUGUAAGCCAAAACGUCUGA
Hordeum vulgare subsp. vulgare (domesticated barley) is the source of this 1173-nucleotide messenger RNA. Its product is annotated as BTB/POZ and MATH domain-containing protein 2-like. NCBI's taxonomy places the organism in Eukaryota, Viridiplantae, Streptophyta, Magnoliopsida, Poales, Poaceae. The transcript has a single exon. Gene Ontology annotation, molecular function: protein binding. The record is from RefSeq and is a predicted model, not a curated record. The coding region runs from base 1 to 1173 and encodes 390 amino acids. Gene Ontology annotation, biological process: protein ubiquitination.